AGUACCCGACGGACGAUACACGCACGCACACAAUGUCUGGCCGCGGCAAAGGAGGCAAAGCGAAAGUGAAGGCAAAGUCCCGCUCCAGUCGUGCCGGAUUGCAGUUCCCGGUCGGUCGCAUCCACCGUCUGCUCCGGAAGGGCAACUAUUCCGAGCGGGUCGGUGCCGGGGCCCCAGUCUACAUGGCAGCCGUCAUGGAGUACCUGGCUGCGGAGGUGCUCGAGUUGGCGGGAAACGCUGCCCGUGACAACAAGAAAACCAGAAUCAUCCCUCGUCAUCUGCAGUUGGCCAUCCGCAACGACGAAGAGCUGAACAAACUGCUGUCCGGCGUGACCAUCGCCCAGGGCGGUGUCCUGCCGAACAUUCAGGCCGUUCUGCUGCCCAAGAAGACCGAGAAGAAGACGACGGCAUAGGCUGGCAGCAUUCCGCUCGCGUCCUCGCGUGUCGACCAAAACAAAACCGUCCUUUUCAGGACGACCACAUCCCAUU
Messenger RNA from Aedes albopictus (Asian tiger mosquito), 489 nucleotides. Its product is annotated as histone H2A-like. Gene Ontology annotation, biological process: heterochromatin formation. Gene Ontology annotation, cellular component: nucleosome; chromatin. The record is from RefSeq and is a predicted model, not a curated record. Lineage: Eukaryota; Metazoa; Arthropoda; Insecta; Diptera; Culicidae. The transcript has a single exon. Bases 33 to 413 code for a protein of 126 amino acids. Gene Ontology annotation, molecular function: protein heterodimerization activity; DNA binding; structural constituent of chromatin.